UCGCGCUGUGCGUCACCUCACGAGAGUUGGCGCUCCAAACGAAGAUGGCGGUGGACUCCUGCAGGUAGUCGCGCAUUUCUUCGAACUAAAAUAAACUUCUCAGCGCUUCGAGGGCAAACGGUGACCUCUUUGGUGAAGACAGUUGCAGGGGCUGACAGUCGUUACUUCUCCAUCUCACCGCAGGGGAAGGCGAUUUCUUCCGUUCCCACCUUUCUGUACAGCCGGGGCUCUGUCGUGUCGAGUGGGCGGGCUGUAGACCGUGUCGGUGGCCGACUGAGGAUCCUUGACGCUCGGUGCUUAAACCUAUAAUUUCAGCCAACUGCUGUUGUUAACGUGACUAGCGUGACCGUCGUAAUGACAAUAUCAUAAAGUCCUUGACAUCUAUCAUAUCACAUCAGCUGAAGUCUGGAAAGCCACCCUGAAGUACCAUCGUUACUCGGCGUGUAAACACCGUCGGCCGAUCGCGCCCGAGAAACCGCGAGCAAAGCUCUGCAACCCCGAGUCCCUGUCAGGAUGGCAAUGCUGAAACAGGUGGGACUGUUGGCUGCAGGCUGCCAGCCAUGGAACACCAACGUCUGCUCGGCCACUAGGGACAGAUUCGCCUACUGCGCAACACUAGCUAUUUAUAUCUAUCAGCUCGACAGGAAGUUCAAUGAGUUCAAGCUCCAUUCCAUCAUGUCGGAGCACACCAAAACCAUCACCGCCAUGGCGUGGCACCCGCGGAACCCCGACAUCCUCGCCAGUGCGAGUGCGGACCAGAGAAUAUGCAUUUGGCACGUGGCCGAACAGAGACUCCUGACGAGUUUAGACAACCCCAAGGGCACGCCGCAAUGUAUAGACUGGUUCUUCCACGAAGCAGACAGCUUGUCGUACAUAUUCCAGAAGGGGCCGUUGUAUAUAUGGAACUAUAAACAGGGGAGCGCGGGACUGUCGCAGCACAAGGAGGCUCAUGGGUUCAUGUACGACGUGAGUCAGUUCAGGUGGCAUCAUCGCAGGGUCGGCAAACUGGUGCUGGGUCACGUGGACGGGAGUCUCUCCCUCUUCUCACCAGGUCAGAAACCACAGAAACACGUGUUACGUCCAGAAACGGUGGAUGAGACAGAAGAAGACGACCCUGUCGUAGCUCUAGAGUGGGACCCGCUGUCUACUGAGUACCUUCUUGUGGCCAACUCCCACUUCGGCGUGCGGUUGUUGGAUACGGAGGGGUUGACAGUUAUCAACAGUUACACGCUGCCGAGUGCAGCGGUGUCUGUACACACGCUGGCCUGGGUUCCCACUGCACCGGGCAUGUUCGUGACUGGAGACACCCAGGCAGGCGUGUUAAGAUUAUGGACGGUUCCCAAAAGCACACCACUUGAGAACAUCAAAGUGAAGAAGACUGGCUUCCAUGCACUUCACGUCCUAGGACUGUACACAAUGAACUCACACAGAGAAGUUGUAUUUGAAGAGCCGGUUGAGGCAUCAUCCACCAGCUUAGCCAUCCACAGGACCAACACAGAGUCUUCCACCAUGCCUCCUGCUCUCAUCGUCUGUACCUUCCUGGACGGGGGUGUCGGGCUCUACAACCUGGCCAGGAGGAAAUGGGACUUCCUCAGAGACUUGGGCCACAUAGAGACGAUAUUUGACUGCAAGUUUAAGCCUGAUGACCCUAACCUACUGGCCACAGCAUCUUUUGACGGGACCAUCAAGGUGUGGGACAUCUCCACCAUGCAGGCUGUGUACACAUCACCGGGGAACGAAGGGGUCAUCUACUCUCUCAGCUGGGCACCAGCUGACCUGAACUGUGUAGCAGCCUCCACGUCCAAACAGGGCAUGUUCAUCUGGGACAUCGGCAGGGGCAAGGUCAUCAAGCGAUUUAACGAGCACGGGCGACAUAGUAUAUUUUGUGUAGCAUGGAACAACAAAGACUCCAGAAGAAUAGCCACCUGUGGGUCAGACGGACACUGUGUGAUCCGAACGGUGGAUGGAAAGCUGGUGAAGAAGUACAAACAUCCCAUGCCUGUUUUUGGAUGUGAUUGGAGUCUCACCAACAAGGACAUGCUUGCCACUGGCUGCGAAGACAAGAACGUGCGAGUCUUCUACCUGGCAACAAACUCAGACCAACCACUCAAAAUCUUCUCAGGGCACACUUCCAAGGUUUUCCAUGUGAAAUGGUCCCCCCUACGGGAGGGCAUACUGUGCAGCGGUUCUGAUGAUGGGACCAUUCGUAUCUGGGACUACACGCAGGACUCAUGUGCGAUGGUGCUGAGCGGACACACGGCUCCGGUGAGAGGUCUACUGUGGAACCCGGAGAUCCCGUACCUGCUUCUGUCCGGCAGCUGGGACUAUACCAUCCGCGUCUGGGACACACGGGACGGCGCCUGCAUCGAUACUGUGUACGACCAUGGUGCGGAUGUCUACGGCCUGACAUGUCACCCUCUGCGCCCCUUCACCGUGGCCUCCUGCUCCAGAGACUCCACCGUCAGGAUCUGGUCGUUGACCCCCCUGGUCACUACGCUGCAAAUCAGCGUCAUCGCCAAGAGGCCGUGGACGGAAAUAUUUGCCAUGACCCAAGGGUGUGGCCAGGCUAUGAUUGCUGGUAAUGUAUAAUAUAUAUACUGCUAA
Messenger RNA from Branchiostoma floridae (Florida lancelet), 2604 nucleotides. RefSeq names its product WD repeat-containing protein 17-like. Gene Ontology annotation, molecular function: protein binding. The record is from RefSeq and is a predicted model, not a curated record. Bases 514 to 2589 code for a protein of 691 amino acids. The transcript has 15 exons. NCBI's taxonomy places the organism in Eukaryota, Metazoa, Chordata, Leptocardii, Amphioxiformes, Branchiostomatidae.